This is a messenger RNA of Hordeum vulgare subsp. vulgare (domesticated barley), 2223 nucleotides long. Its product is annotated as protein DETOXIFICATION 49. Gene Ontology annotation, cellular component: membrane. The transcript has a single exon. NCBI's taxonomy places the organism in Eukaryota, Viridiplantae, Streptophyta, Magnoliopsida, Poales, Poaceae. The record is from RefSeq and is a predicted model, not a curated record. Bases 320 to 1978 code for a protein of 552 amino acids. Gene Ontology annotation, biological process: xenobiotic detoxification by transmembrane export across the plasma membrane. Gene Ontology annotation, molecular function: antiporter activity; xenobiotic transmembrane transporter activity.
AGUAUCCCGAGAAAGAAGUGUGAAUUGUAAAACGCCCCUCCUCUCCUCUGCCUUCCCGCGCCUAUAUAAGAGGCGCCUCCGAGCUUCCCAUUUCCCCGCGCGGCGCAGAGCUCCACCAACCAAGCACUACCCGCCUCCGGAGAGGAGACAAGAGGCAAAGAAAAAAAAACGCUCCUUCUCUCUCCCCCCCCCCGCCUGCUCCCCUCCGGAGUUAAACGGCGUCCUACUUGUAAAUCGCCCGGGGGAGUUACACCGCCCGGCGCCGUAAAAGCUCUGCGAGACCGCACGAGCGGCAGGGCGCUCCUCUGUUUUUCAUCCCAUGACGUCCUGCGGAGGCGCCACCGCGGCAUGCCCCGAUGGCUGCGCCAUCACCGCCCCCUUGCUCGCCAAGGCCGGGGAGGUCGUCAUCCCGGUCUACGCCGACGAGGCGGCCGCGCCGGUGCUCACGUGCAAGCCGCCCGGCCGGCUUGCCACGGCGGUGAAGGAAGCCUGGUCCGUUUCUUUGGGCAUCGCGCUCCCGAUGAUGCCGCCCGUGUCCGCCGCCGCGGCCCGGGACGAGGCGCGGUCUAUUCUUGGCCUCGCAUUCCCGAUGAUCCUCACCGGCCUGCUGCUCUACCUCCGCUCCAUGAUCUCGAUGCUCUUCCUCGGCCGUCUCGGCGGGCUGGCGCUCGCCGGCGGCUCCCUCGCCAUCGGCUUCGCGAAUAUCACCGGCUACUCUGUCCUCUCCGGCCUCGCCAUGGGCAUGGAGCCGAUAUGUGGGCAGGCAUUCGGCGCGGGCAAUUACUCGCUCAUUGGCCUCACCGUGCAGAGGACGGUGCUCCUCCUCAUCGCGGCCGCCGUCCCCAUCGGUGGCCUGUGGAUGCACAUGCGGCCUCUCCUCCUCCUCUGCGGACAGGACGCCGGCAUCGCCGCCGUCGCCGAGACCUACAUUCUUGCCUCGCUACCUGACCUCCUCCUCCAGGCAUUCCUUCAUCCCGUGAGGAUAUACCUCCGGAUGCAGUCCGUAAACCUGCCCCUCACCGUGUGCGCCACGCUCGCCAUUGCCAUCCACCUGCCCAUCAACUACGUGCUGGUGACCGUCCUCGGCCUCGGCGUCAAGGGGGUGGCAAUGGCGUCCGUGCUGGCCAACCUGAACCUGCUCCUCUUGCUUCUUGCCUACAUCUUCUUCAAGGGCGUCCACAAGCGCACCGGCGGCUUCGCGCUCUCCGCCGAGAGCUUCCGUGGCUGGGGCGAGCUCAUCAGCCUGGCCCUGCCGAGCUGCGUCAGCGUGUGCCUCGAGUGGUGGUGGUACGAGAUCAUGAUCCUGCUGUGCGGCCUGCUCCUGAACCCGCAGGCCACGGUGGCGUCCAUGGGCAUCCUGAUCCAGACCACGUCGCUCAUCUACAUCUUCCCUUCGUCGCUCAGCUUCGGCGUGUCGACCCGCGUGAGCAACGAGCUGGGAGCCGGGCAGCCGGAGCAGGCGAGCCGCGCGGCGACGGCGGGGAUCAUGCUCGGCUUCGCGUUCGGCGCCUUGGCCUCCGCGUUCGCGUUCCUGGUGCGGGACGUGUGGGCCAGCAUGUUCACGGCCGACCCGGCGAUCAUCGCGCUCACCGCGUCGGUGCUGCCGAUCCUGGGCCUGUGCGAGCUCGGCAACUGCCCGCAGACGACGGGGUGUGGCGUGCUGCGCGGCAGCGCGCGGCCAAAGGACGCCGCCAACAUCAACCUCCGGUCCUUCUACCUCGUCGGGACGCCGGUGGCGCUGGUGCUGGCCUUCUGGUUCCACUACGACUUCAAGGGCCUGUGGUUCGGGCUGCUGGCGGCGCAGGCGACCUGCAUGGUGCGCAUGCUGCUGGUCAUCGGGCGGACGGACUGGGCGGCCGAGGCCAAGCGCUCGAAGCAGCUCACCGGCCAGGACAAAGUUGGCGCGGCCGACGGAGACGAGAAGUCGCGCCUGCUUAUCGACGCAGCAGACAUCGAGCAGCCGAAUGAUCGGUGUUGAUAGCUACGCUACGCAGCGCGAGGGAGCCGGGGGGGCGUGUGCAUUGUAAUCUACUCCCCCUGCUUCUUAUUUUUACCAUUUUUAUUUCCUUCCCCUGCUGGCCAUAUUUUGGCCGGGGCGGGGGGGAGGAGCUUAGGGCGCUGACAGGGUGACAAAUUUUGGUUCGCAUUUGCUAAUGUAGCCAUGUAAAGAUUUUGCUGAUUGUUACUUAUUAUUAGAGAUGGGGAAAAAAUAUCUUGUUGAAA